This is a messenger RNA of Castor canadensis (American beaver), 5871 nucleotides long. NCBI's taxonomy places the organism in Eukaryota, Metazoa, Chordata, Mammalia, Rodentia, Castoridae. The record is from RefSeq and is a predicted model, not a curated record.
GGUUCAUUCCAGAGACUGUUAACAGUUUCCUUGUGUUUUUUCUAGAAAUACCUAUUCUUUUGAUAUGAACAAAGCAAAUGGCAACAUUAUCAUCUUCCCUCCAUGAAGCAAUUCUGACCAUAGUAAAGUCCCAGUAGGGAGGGCAGUCAGUCACCUGAAAGCAUUCUAUACCUGAGGAGGAAGCAUGUAGCCUUUUGUCCCAUGGAGUCCCAGUCACUGAGACACCAGCAAGGCCUGUGAAACAGCAAAUCCAUUGCUUUCUUUGUUCCCUUUCUCAGAGGUAACCACUGUUGAGGAGUUUCAGACUGAGGAUGUCUUGGUGAGCUUCGUAGGUACUACAUCUGCAUCUUUGUAAGUGCUGUGCAACAAUCAGUAUUGCAGAUGUGGUAGCUUAUUUAGCCAUCGCCCUAUUAAUGGAUGUUAAGGGUUUCUGGCUUAGGUAUUGGUAGGUUGUAAGGCUAUAUACUGCAAUAAACAGAACAGGAGUAAGUUUGUGGGUGAAGUUGAUGGGUGUGUGGAAGAUGUAGAGGGACUUCUGGAUCUGGUUCCCAUAGAGCUGUUGGCUAGAUAUGAACAUCUAGGAAUCAUCAGUGUAUGGAUGGGAAUUAAAGUUGUACAAAUUGACUUGGUCCCUGGGGUAGAGGGGGCAAGAGAGAACAGAAACUGCUGCUUCAAUAUGCUGGGCUUGGGGUCCACCAUGGCUACUUUGCUCUGAGCGAGUCUCAGGACUCCAGGAUGGGCCCUUGUGUAGUGUUUCUCUUUGCUGGCUUUUGGUUUGUUUCCCUGUAGUGGGUAUCAUUUCUGCCUGUCUAUUCUUAGAAGCUUCCUCCUGUGUAUUUUGAUCUUUUGCUGGUACGCCAUGCCCAGCAGGGGGAAUUAGGUUUAACUCCCACUCAAAGACUUCACUGGCUGCAGAGAGGAUGGACAGGAUCGUGCUGCAGCUUGCUAGCUUAGUGGGAGCAGUGUGCUCUCAGGAAUGUCUUGCAGCUGACUACACAGCUGUAUAGAAGCUUCCCAGGUUAUGAGUGCUACGUAAGCCACCUUUGACAUAAGAAACGUCACCAGAACUUUACUAGUAAUGGAUUCUGAGAAUAAACCUGAGAACGACGAGGACAAAAAUAUGAGCAAGGAAGCAAAAAAUGUGAGAAGUAUUUCAUCCCAUAAUGACAAUUUUGGGCCUGUUUCUGACAUGAUAGCAAAUGCCUCUGAGAGUGUCACCAACAAAAGAGGUUUUUUGGACUCAUCCAACUUUGGCAGUGACAUUGUGGAGGAAGAGAGAAAUGAACAUCCUUCCAAGAGAAUGAGAGUAGAAGAGGCAGAACGCUUUGAGUCUGGAGAGCAGGGUGCUGGUGGAUCCAGCACUCCUGAGGGCUCAGCCCAAGAAGUGGGCAUCCCGUUAGAUGAGGCAGGAAAGGAGACCUUCCUGAAGGACUGCUCAGAUGCAGGCGCAGCUCUUCCAAAUGCUUUCUCCUCCUCUUGUGAUUUUAGCACUCUUGAUGCCCUUUCUCUGAAAACAGACAGGGAAAGAAAACCUGCUCAGGAAACGGUUUCCCUUGAUACCGAAAGAGAAUCUCCUUUUCCCCUGAAAAAAAUUAGUGCUAGUUGCACCUUUGGAAAUGUAGAUGCUGUUCUCAAGUGUAGUAUAUGUAGCCAUUUGUUUUCUUCAUGCUCUGAUUUGGAAAAGCAUGCUGAAUGUCACAUGCAGCAGGCUAAGGAGCAUACCUGCUGCUACUGUAGCCAGAAAGCAGAGAGCAGCUCAGCUCUCCACAUGCAUAUCAAACAUACACAUGGUCCACAGAAGGUCUUUUCUUGUGAACUUUGUGGCUUUCAGUGUGUAGAAGAAAACCUGUUGAAUGCGCACUAUCUUGGUAAAACACAUCUCCGGCGUCAGAAUCUUGUUGCUCGUGGAGGAUUUGUACAGAUCUUAACAAAACAACCUUUUCCUAAGAAAACAUGUACCACAGGAACAAAGAAACCAAGAGCCUCUAAAGCAGUGGCAAAGGAUGGGGAUGCAAAAGGAAUUCCCAGUAUGAGGAGCAAAUUUAAAGACUGUGGAGGAAGUGUUUCUCCACAUGGUAGUAGCAGUGAGCUCCUUGUUGAAAUGGUGCCAUCCAGGAAUAUUUCAUCAGAAAAAGCAGAGAUUGUUGAAGAAAAUGUUAUUUCCAUUGGUGUAGCUGGAAAUCUUACAAAUGAGAGCAAACAGCUAGAAGGCACAGUAACCCCAGAAGGUGUUUUAGGUAAAUCAGAAUCUACCAAAAAUAUCCUGCAGACAACACAUAGUAUCAGUACCACCUCAAGGGCAAGACCUGAGCGUAAUAUUCUAAUGUUAGGUAAUAGUUUUCGCCGACGGAGUGGCACUUUGGCCUUGAAGGGCCAGGCCAAGAAAAGGUUUAAUCUUUUAGGAGUUAAUAAAAGAGGCACAAGUGAAACUCAGAGGAUGUGUAUGAAAAACUUUAGAACACAGAUCAAAACAAAUGCUGAAGAACCAAUGCCAAAACACAUAGAAACGAGCAACAAUGUCCAGAGCCUGUGUGUGACUACCGUAGACACCCUGGAAAUGGUACAGGACAAAACAAGUUCCUGUUUUCUGGGUUCCAUGCAGCUGGACUCCUCAACAGUGAAGCCAGCUUCUGACCACCAGAUUUCAUGUACCUGUACAGACUGUGGUCAAAUGGCUACACAUAGAACAGAUUUGGAAAUCCAUGUGAAAAGGUCCCAUGCAGGAGAGAUGAAAUUGUACUGUCAGGCUUGUGACUUUUCUAGUACAUCGAGGAGGGACUUGGAGGAACAUUUGCACAACAGCCAGCAUCAACAAUCUGCUUCUGUUCUCAGUUGUCAGUGUUGUUCCUUUACUUCCUUGAAUGAAAUGAAACUUAGAGACCACAUGAAGGAAAAGCAUGAUAUGGAUUUUCUUUGCACUGCUUGUAAUCUGUUCUUGUCUGAGAAAGAUGUGGAAGAACACAAAGCAACCGAGAAGCAUGUUAGUUUAUUGGUUCAACCAAAGAAUUCUCUGUCAUUGAACAAUGAUUCUGUUUUACAGACAUUAACUUUAAGUACUUUAGAAUCAGUAGAUUCUACAAAAGAUUCUAUGAAUGAAUCAGGGAAAGCUGCUCAGGAAGAACCUGUUAAGUCCAGGGUAAGCCAUGGAAUUGAAGUAAGGCAUUCAAGUAAGCCUCAGUUUCAAUGUAAGAAGUGUUUUUAUAAAACAAGAUCUUCUACUGUUCUCACAAGACACAUAAAGCUUCGACAUGGUCAAGACUAUCACUUUCUUUGUAAAGCAUGCAAUCUUUAUUCAUUGAGCAAAGAAGGAAUGGAGAAACACAUUAAAAGAAGCAAGCAUCUUGAAAAUGCUAAGAAAAAUAAUAUUGGCUUAAGUUUUGAAGAAUGUAUUGAAAGGGUAUGUAUAGGUACAAAUGAUAAGAAAGAAGAAUUUAACAUUUCCGGAAAUGGAAGGACUGAAGGCCAUAUAGGUGUGCAAUUACAGGAGCAUUCCUAUCUUGAGAAGAGCAUAGAAAAUCCUAAGGAUAUGUCGCAGCCUGGUGUCAUCACCAAAGAUGGUGAACACUUGAACACUUUGAACAUCACUCCAAAGAGAGGGAGACCCAAAGGCAACAUCUCACGGACAUGUUCACACUGUGGUCUUUUGGCCUCUAGUAUUACAAAUUUGACUGUUCACAUUAGACGUAAACACAGUCACCAGUAUAGUUAUUUGUGCAAAGUUUGUAAGUAUUAUACUGUAACUAAGGGAGAUAUGGAACGUCAUUGUGCCACCAAGAAGCAUAAAGGACGGGUAGAAGUAGAGGCAAAUGGGAAACACAGUUCGGAUGUAAUUGUUGGCCCAGAAGUGGGCAAUCUUGAAGCCUGUGAAAAGAACACUCAUUCAGCAGUGGCUGUUUCCCAUGAACAAACUAAAACGUUAACUGAGUCACAUACCUCUGCUUUAGAGAAGCCAGUGAUAGAUCAUGGAACUCCAACUGAGGUAGAAGCUGAAAAUGUUUUUCAUUCUGUAGAUGGAGAAGUUAGCAGUCAUCUCGCUGAAAGGGGACAAGGUUCUCCAGAGCCAGAAGACCUCCAACAGGGGGAUGCAUCUGCCCAGAGAGAUGUUGCAGGUACAAGUGAUAACAAGUGUCUGUACUGUGAGUUUAAUGCCCACUCCUCUGCUACUCUAGAGCUGCAUGUGAAACGGAAACAUACAAAAGAGUUUGAGUUCUAUUGCAUGGCCUGUGAUUACUAUGCAGUCACUCGUCGAGAGAUGACGAGGCACGCAGCGACAGAGAAGCACAAAAUGAAAAGGCAGUCUUAUCUCAACUCUUCUAAUGGAGAAGUGAGUUCUGCAGAAAUGUCCAAAAAUGUCAUUAUACCUGAAGCAGAGCAUUCAGAAAAUCCUGAGGCAUUUCAAAUAAUUUCAGACCAACCAUCUGCUACUCUAAAAUCUAGAAAUGCUACACAUUGCUCUAUUUUAGAUGAGAAUACUAAUUUAGAUAUGUCUAAAGUACUCUGUGCUCCUGAGUCUGUAGAAAUUGAGACUGAGGAUGAAUCUAAUUUCAGUGAAGAACAUCCCUUUUGUGAGACUUUCCAACAGCCCCUUGUCAAGGAUAAAGGUAUAAAACCUGAGGAAAUGGUAUCCCUUAACAUUUCCUCUAGUUACGUCUCCCCAAGCAGAUUUCAGAAUGAAAUUUCAGGGAGCUCUGCUUUGAAUUCUGAGACAGCAAAGAAAAACCAUGAUGUGCUGAAUGACGGUGAUUCAAGUACACAUUGUGAGAGAGAUGGAGGCGGUAAAGGAGCUGGUGGAGGUAAAGUCUUUGACAAACGCCCAUGUGCUGCAGUCCUAGAUGGGGGGCCUUCUGCUGAAAGCACUUCCUCUGUGGUGAUGAGGAUAACAAGAGAGCAGCUAACCCUGGAUGAUAGUGGUCAGAACAAAGCUGGUUGUGCACAUCAUCCAGAGGUGUUGAAAGAUGUGCAAACAAAUCCCAUUCUGGAGAAUAAGGAAAUUCUGUUGGAUUCACAACAUGAAACAGAAGUUAUUUUGGAAGAGGAUGGCCCAGCUUCUGAUAGCACAGUUGUGAGCAAUGAUGUUUAUGAAACUAUAAUCAGUGUUGAUGAUAAAGGGCAGGCCAUGUACAGUUUUGGCCGGUUUGAUUCUUCCAUAAUUAGAAUUAAGAACCCUGAAGAUGGUGAAUUGAUAGACCAGUCGGAAGAGGAUCUGAUGGCAACUGGGGUGAAAAUUAGUGAGUUGCCCAUAAAAGACUGUGCUCAAGGUUUGAAAAAGAAGAAAGUUGAAGGUGGUUCCUUUGGUGAAUCCACACGAAUCCGUUGUGAUGAUUGUGGCUUCUUAGCAGAUGGACUGAGUGGACUGAAUGUUCACAUAGCCAUGAAGCAUCCCACGAAAGAGAAACACUUUCAUUGUUUACUGUGUGGAAAAUCAUUCUAUACAGAAAGUAACCUUCAUCAGCAUUUGGCUAGUGCUGGUCAUAUGAGAAAUGAACAGGCCAGUGUAGAAGAGCUUCCAGAGGGAGGGGCCACCUUUAAAUGUGUCAAGUGUACAGAGCCCUUUGAUUCUGAACAAAAUUUAUUUCUACAUAUUAAAGGACAGCAUGAGGAAUUGCUACGAGAGGUGAAUAAGUAUAUAGUGGAAGACACUGAGCAAAUCAAUCGUGAAAGAGAGGAAAACCAGGGAAAUGUUUGCAAGUACUGUGGGAAGAUGUGUCGAAGUAGUAAUUCGAUGGCAUUUCUGGCACACAUUCGCACUCAUACAGGAUCAAAACCAUUCAAGUGCAAGAUAUGCCAUUUUGCAACAGCUCAGCUUGGGGAUGCCAGAAACCAUGUGAAAAGGCACCUUGGGAUGAGGGAAUACAAGUGUCAUGUCUGUGG